Messenger RNA from Siniperca chuatsi (mandarin fish), 4120 nucleotides. RefSeq names its product SH3 domain containing 19 (gene sh3d19). Gene Ontology annotation, molecular function: protein binding. The transcript has 21 exons. Gene Ontology annotation, biological process: protein transport to vacuole involved in ubiquitin-dependent protein catabolic process via the multivesicular body sorting pathway. Lineage: Eukaryota; Metazoa; Chordata; Actinopteri; Centrarchiformes; Sinipercidae. The record is from RefSeq and is a predicted model, not a curated record. Gene Ontology annotation, cellular component: ESCRT-0 complex. Bases 132 to 3308 code for a protein of 1058 amino acids.
CAAACGGAAGCUUCCAGCGGACAGGACAGCAAGCCGAGCUUUAGCGACCGUGUAGACAGAUAAACUAGCUGCACUUCUAGUAACGGAUAUCUAUUUAUUUAUUAUUUAUUUCUACAUUGUUUUAAAUCCCGAUGGCCGAAGCCCGGCGUGAAGAGGAGGGAGAGGGGGAGCGCAGAGAGCUGCGGGACGUCCGGAACAGAAGCCAGACAACAGAUCAUCCUGAAAGAACCAAGCCAGAUCACUUACAUUCUAGCCAAGGACCUCUGUCUUCUAUACGAGCUGCUAUCAAACGAACAAGGACAAACGCUCAGAGUCACCAUCCCAGAGAGAGAAGGCGACCAGAGAUCACCAUCGUCUCAGCAGAACCUCUGGCCAGUAACAACUGGUUCUCAGGAACCUCUGAGAUUUUCCCUCCUCCUCCUCAGUCAGGCUGGUCUGCAGGGAUCCAGGCUGUUACACAGCCCCCACCAUCCUAUGAGCAGGUGAUUGAAGAGAAGACCCAGGAAGAGCACAUUGUCAAGCCCACUGCAGCCCCCCGCCGGACCACCUGCACCACCACAAGUGCCACACAGACAGACCCUGUGAGGGAAGACCCCUCGCAGACUGCUCCACAGUCAGCAGGGAAAAGACCUGCUGGUAAAAAGCCACAAAAACCACCAAGACCAUCGCUGCCGAAAUCAGUGGAAAGAAAACAGGCCGCUGAAACUGUUGCACCCACUGACGAGAAGGUUGGAACAAAUACUACAGUAUCCACAAACACUGAGGACCAAAGUGACUCAAAGUCAGAUGUAAAGCAACCCAACCAAGCAGAUUCCACUCACACAUGCACCAGAUCUGUCACUGUACACUGGGAUAUUCCUACAAAACAUCUUUCUGCCACUGCUGCUGAAACUAUUCCCUCUUCUUCAGACUCAGAACUCGGUCAACGCCCCGUUCCACUUCCUCGUACAAAAUCCCGAAAGCAGGCAACUACAGAAGAGGUUAAAGUUCAGACUUUGGUCAAGCUCAGUGAAAAUUGUGACAGCGCUCAAUCUGAUCCAGAGGACGUCUCCUCAAAUAAAUAUUUAAAGGAGUUAUUGGAGGUCUUUAGUGCAGAUAACGAGUGUGAGGAGGACGGUGACACCGUUAACCAAUCGGACGAGGCCUUACAAGGUGAAGAUGCUGACAAGAUGAACACCAACCACAGUCAAAGCAAUAUCCAGGCCAGGAUCCGGGCCUUUGAGAGUAGCGCCAAGGAGGGAAAUGUGGUUGAACCAGCCAAACCAGAACCUCGACCUAGGAAGCCGACCGACAGACCUCCAGUUGCUGCUAAACCUUUUGUACCUCUUAAACCUCAGUUUAAUCACAGUAUAGAUGAUGGCAAUCAAAAUGUCUCAUCUACAAACAUCCCUCAAAACCCUACACUAGCCCCUAGACCUCAGCCCCUGAAGAAACCUGUGGGAUCUGUAAAAGAGGAACUAGAGACUUUACUCAACCAGACGGCCAUCCCAAACAGAUCACGUCCUUCUGUACUGACAAGAGCCAACAGCAUCUAUGAAGAAGCGUCACCAGUUCUUCCUACACCUCCAGUGAGGCCUUUUAAGGAACCUCUGAAACCCAACCUUAAUAUAAACAACCACAACUCAACCUCCAUGUUCGGAGAGAAUGAGUAUGGGGGCAGUCCAUCAAAUCACAUCCCGGUCAAGCCUCAGCAUAAUGUGGACAGCAAUGGAGGCUCUUUCAACAGACAAAGUCUAACACGGAGACCAACCACCAUCAGGAUCCCCAGCAGAACUGGUUCAUUGUCAGAUAAUUUUCAGGACAGUCCCCCUCCUCUGCCACCUCAGAAGCCCAUAGGCUACCUAAACACCCCAGUGAACCACAAACAAAACCUGACGCCCAUCCUCAACUUCCAGGAGUCUUUCCAGUUUGGACCAGAGCCAUCACUACCACCUCGGAGGCUGACUACAAGCAAAACCCUCCCACCUCGCCCACCUCCAGCCAAAACAGGCCCAGGAAGACCUCCCCCACCCAGCCUUCAGGCCUCAGGCCGAUCCCAUUCAGAAUCAUGGGAAGCUUCACCAAAACCCCAGGCACAGAAGCCCCACAGGAAAGGACCCGUCUUACCUCCAAGGCCCAGCCCAGGCCAUCGACUCUACAACAAUUACACUCUUCAACUUCCUCAUGCGAUUGCUGCCUUUGACUACAAUGGGAAUAAUACAGGAGAACUGUCAUUUCAGAAAAAUGAAGUCCUUCUGCUGCUAGAGGAGAUUGACCACAAUACGUUCGAGUGCCAAGUUGGAGACACCAGAGGCAGAGUCCACAUGUCUCGCAUGAAGAUCAUAACUCCUCUUGCCUCCGUCUCAAACAUGUCCCCACCACAGGGUGCCGGUCCAGCUGGUUCCGGUGGAGAUGGUUAUGGGUUUAAUGUGCAGGCCAUACAUGACUUCAUUCCAGAGGGUCCAGGAGAGCUGGGUCUGAGAGCAGGAGAUGUUGUGACCAUGGUGGAGCAGGUGGACAGUGAGUGGUACAGAGGCUCUUGCAGCGGAUCUACUGGUUUCUUUCCCAUCAAUUAUGUUAAAGUCCUGUCAAAUUCACCAAAACCCCUCCCUGAACGGAAAGCGAAGCCACCACCUGCAACAGUCAGUGGUCCGAGAUGCGUGGCGAGGUUCGACUUCGAGGGGGAGCACAGUGAUGAGCUGUCGUUCUCUGAGGGGGAUGUGAUCCAGCUGCAGGAGUUCAUUGGACAGGACUGGGCUCGAGGACAGAUCGGUGUCUUUACUGGUGUCUUCCCUCUUAACUUCGUAGAGGUCAUUGAAGAUCUGCCUCCACCUCCAAGUCAGCAGCACCAGUCCACCAGGAUAUCACUGCCUGGCAUGGCUACUUCUCCGAGUACACACCCUCAAGUUGCCAAACCUGCUCAGACGCCUCAGUCCAGUGUGGAGUGGGCGGUGGCUCUGUAUGACUUUGCUGGGAAGUCAGACAACGACCUGUCCUUUCAACAGGGCGACUGCAUCCUGAUCACCCAGCAUAUUGACGCAGAGUGGAGCUGCGGCCAGCUCAACGGCAGAGAGGGCAUGUUCCCCAGGGCUUUUGUUGAGAGCAGCACAGGCCAGCAGUCAUCUGAUAACCAGCAGAAUGUAGCUGCUGCUGGUGGUGGUAGAGCCAGGGCUUUGUUUGACUUCACAUCAGACUGCGAGGAGGAGCUCUCUCUGAAGGUUGGGGAUAUUAUAACCAGUCUGGAGUCCGUUGAUGAAGAAUGGUUCCUGGGUGAUUUGAGAGGGAAACGGGCCCUGGUUCCUAAAAACUAUGUGCAAGUACUGGGAUAAUGCCACGUGACUUUUGGUACAACAAAAAUGGGACACUCCUGGCUGAAGGGAACUGAAAUGAGAUCUGAGGACAGAUGUUUUCAGCAGUGGAAGUCUGAAGUGAACUUUCUUAAACUGGAAUGCAGUAUAUCUCGUUUUCACCUGCGGCAAGAAGUGUUCACUGAAAUGUAUCAGGGGUAUGAGUAAAGCUGGCUGGCAAUUUAAAUACCUUGGAUAUUGAUUUACAAGAUGAUUUUGGAUUAUUCACCAACUGUGCAAUUGCACUAUCUAGUGGUUUCUCAUAAUUUUCCUACAAUUAGUUGAUUACCAUUACAGCAUCUCCAAUACAUUUUGUAGAUCUUACUUUUCCAUCAAUCUAGUUUGAUUAUAUGGAAUUAAGUUCAAAUAAAAAGGUCAUUCCACUUCUGGGGAACAAAUAUUGUUACAUUAGGACUAAGAUUACAAACACUUGAGUUUUAUGCUGCUUCCUUACCAUUAGAUUACUCAUUUGAGUGCAUUAUUUACAUCCUGGAAGCACCAGUUUCCCCUGUAUUAACUAAAUAUUAGAAACUAAUGUGAUAAAUUUAAUGCCAAGUGAUGAGUCUUAUGCAAUAUAGGCUAUUUAUACUGCAUAUUCCCAAAUCACUAAAUACAAGUCAGCAUAGAUUGUCAAUUUGUUAGUCCUGUGUGAGUACUGGAUUUGAUUUUAUUGCUUAUGUAAGAUUCUAUUGUAUCUACAAAAUGUACUGGGCUUUUACUAUAUACACACACAAAGAACAGUACAGUUUGUUGGUCAUUUACAUUUUUUAUUAAAUCUGUCAGGGUGUUUUAAA